AUGUCCGUCGAGUCCGGCGCCGGCGCCGACGUCGGACGCUCGAGGUUUAAGUCCCUGCGAGGAUGGAAGGUCGAUAAGUAUCAGUUCGACGUGCGCGCGCACAGCGCGUACAACGUCUUGCCGGGAACAGCUCGACUGCGGUUGGUGUGGAGACGAGGGAGCAAGCGCGAGCACACGAGCGCGGUCAAGGUGACGCGAGGCGAGGCGACUUGGGACGAACCGCUCGCGAUGACGUGCUCGAUGUUCGUCAAUCCGAAGACUGGUAUGUAUGAGAGCAAACCCGCGAUGUUCGUCUUACAAGUGGUGGACGAAUCGGGGCGGGAGCAGAAGAAGUACGCCGAGGCGACGGUGGAUCUCCGAGAGUUUGCGUUGUGCCCGGGGAGGGAGGUGUCGCGCACGGUGCCUCUGAGACAAGGAGCGGUGACGAUGUUGACGCACUUACAGUUUUCAGUGACAGCAACGCCGUUGGAGGAGAAUGUGGUUCUGAGCGAGGUUUCGAGCACGCUGAGCGUGGCGGAUCUCGCGGAUGUAGGAGAAGCUGCUGCGACGAGCGUCGCUCUUCCGGCGAGUGUGACGCAAGUGCUCGCGACAACCGUACCCGGUCAAUACGAUGACGAGGCAUAUUUUGAUGAGCAAAUUUCUAUGAAAGAAAACGCGGCCGCGGACGGCGGCGUGGAUGAAGACUUUUCAUAUUUUGACUCUAGGCUCGCUGCGCAAGUGAUUGAUGACGAGGAAGACUUGCCGCCGCCCACGGAUGAUGAGCUUCUCUCUGGCGUGGAUGUCGAGGAAGGAAUCGUUCCGGGCGUAAAAAUGCUUCGAUUGAUCGUGGGAAAGAAGUGCAAGAUUUUUGUUCGCGGCCAAGACAACUUUGGCAACUCGCGCACGACUGGUGGCGAUAACGUCGAGGGCAUUUUAAUUGGUCCGAGUGGCCAGCGAGGACUGGUGAGCACGAAGGAUCACGGCGACGGUUCCUAUCUGCUCGAAUUUACAUGUAUGCAGCAAGGAGUAUGGACCCUUCGUACGCGAAUGAACGGGCACUUGAGUGAUGAGAGGCACAAGUUGAUCGUCACUUAUGGACCGCUUGUUGCCAGUGAUGUUCGCUUACAGCUCCCCCAGCCUCCUUUUCGGUGCGGUGGCUACACGGACAUGCAAAUCGUCGUUGAACACCCGGAAGAUGGUAGAAUUUUGACGGGUGCUGAGGCAUUCAACGUCCGUCUUGUCUCGCCUGCCGGUGUGUCUAUGGGUGUCGCGCUUGACGUCAAGGCGGGGACCACUGCUGCGGUCGCUCGCAUCAACUGGCCCGAAGUUGGCGAACAUCAGAUCGACGUGAGACUCGAUGGCGAACCUCUCAAAGGCUCACCCAUGAAAGUGAUCGUCGUACCCGAAGAGCUAUGUCUCGCAGCGUGCCAGCUGCAGGGUCCAGGAGUGCACAAGUGCACCGCUGGCUUGCGCGCUGCUUUCAUUGUUGAGGCGCACGAUAGCCGAGGUAAUCGGCUCCUCAGCGGUGGUGCUGCGCUCUCGAUCGGGGUGCGAACUUCAACCAACGAGUCAUACACGGGAGAAAUAAUCGAUUUCGGGAAUGGCACCUACGAAGUAUCCUACACUGUCCGAGUUGCUGGAUUUUACGAGAUGACACUAGAAUGCCUCGGUGAAGAACUUGUUAUCAAGGGUAUUUGCGAACCUGGCAAGGCUGUUGUUGCGGGGUGUGAGCUCAUUGGGGACGCCGGCUUAGACUUGGAAGUUGGUUCCUCAGGACGAUACAGCAUCGUUCGUCACGAUGCAUACGGUAACAGAGUUCCCACUCGCCAAGGACAGAUAAAGUUCAAAGUCGUCGCCGACGGCCCUGGGCCAGCGACGUGCUCAAUCAUCGAACGAGCGGACGGCGUGAGCGACGUUGACGUGAGUACAUCUGUAUCAGGCAGAUACUACGUUCAGGUCACAUCGCACGACCAGGAACCAAUUCCCGGAUCCCCGUUCGAAGUCGUCGCUUACCCGGGUCCGGCAUCAAGCGAAACAAGCGUCACUACUGUGUUUGGGGCUCAGCUUGCUUCUAGCGAUAGCGAUGUUCUCGUUGCCGUCGCCGGUGAAGAAGUGUCAUUAGCAGUGGCGCCUAGAGACAUAUAUGGUAACGCUACCAUCUUCUCGAAGUCGGCUACUGUUACAGCGAUAGCUACUGGAGGUGGCAUGACGAUUCCAUUUGAAGAGCGCCAAGGAGAUCGACAGGAGGUAGCGCUCUUCGCUUCAUUCCGAAUGGCAGGAUCUUAUUUGCUGUCUGCAAAGGUAGGCGACAACGUAUUAGACGGUUACCCAAGAAUUAUAACCGUCGUAUCAGCGGCCACAGAGCCGCAAAAGUGCGUGUUGUUCGGAGAGGCGUUGCAAGGUGUGAGAUGCAACCGCAUCACUACGCUCACCAUACACGCUUCAGAUAGAUUUGGCAACUUGCGAUCAACGGGUGGGGAUGUUGUCGAUGUGACUUUGAGCUCACCCGAUGGAAAAUACGUUGUAGCAGCGAAAGUUGACGAUCAUGCGGACGGCACGUACGGAGCCAAAUUCAAACUUGAGCGUCCUGGGACAUGGGAGAUUAAUCUAGUCAUUAAUGGCCGUGGCGGUCGAACCCAGGUGAACGAAGUCACUUCUUUUUUCGCUGGUGUAAAAGCAAGUGAGUGUGUGUUCUCUGGUAUGGGAUCAGACGGCGUCGAAGGGGUCUUAUGCUUCAAGCCAAGUAAGAUCGUGAUCGAACCUGCAGAUUUUGAGGCAAACGCGCGCCUGAUGAGUGGACAAGAGGCCGUUGGAGUGCGGAUCCUCACGCCAUCGGGCGGCAUUAGCUCCGUUGAUCUCAAGUUUGAAAAAGGCAAAUAUACGGGAUCUUACACGUGGACACAGCCUGGUCAACACACUGUCUCUGUUUCGCUCGAUCAAGAAGCUGUCGUUGGUUCUCCAUUCACCGUCGAAGCUAUGACGGCGCUUCCACAAAUCGCUGAAAUUGAGAACAUGUCGGAGGGCGAGGUCGCUGAACUUCUUCCAAAGCUCAGUGGUGAUGGCGCAUCUCAAGCUCUUCAGUCUGUAGCUCCGGAUAAAGCGGCCCGCAUCCUUGAAGAAAGUUCCCCGGAGGCCGUGGUUCGCAUGACGGCAAACGUAAUGGUUGGGAACGUGGCUGAAAUUCUGAGCUGCAUGCCUCCGGACCGAUCAGUUGAAACACUGAAUGCUAUGUCUGAUGAGCGCGCUAUGGAAGUGUUAGGACAUAUGCAGACGAGUGACACCAAAAAAAUAUUGGCUAGCAUGCCGAGCACGGCGAUCGCAGAGAAGGCUGAAAUGCUUUCUACCGUUCUAACGGCCAUGAAGGAAGACGAUAUGGUUGAUGCGGUGCGCGCGCUUAUCGCGGCACCUCAUUCCGAGAAAGGACUCACGGCGAUCUUCGAAAAGAUGCCCGCACGCUAUGUCGCAGAUAUCGCGGCAAAGAUUGACAAGGAGGACACCGCUAAAAUGUUAGCCGGGCUAUCAAUGGAAAGUACGGCCGCGAUUGUCGCGAAAAUGCCUGAAGAUAGACAAGCAGGCGUUAUGAGCAUGCUGGGCGGCGACUCUCUUUUCCAGAUGACGAGACAUCUUUUCCGUGCAUACAGGGUUGACAAGUCAGCCUCCGCUCAAGAGCGUCAUAAAAUGAAAGCGGACGCUGAGGAGAUGGGUCGAAGAAUCGCUAGGCCCAUUUCAUUGAAAGACAAGCUGGAUCUUGGCGAAAUUUUUAGACAAGCAACGCCGGAGCAUUUGGGUGGAUGCAUCUUCGCUCUUGUAGAGGACAGCGCCCGGUCAGUGACUUCUCAAACCAAUUCGCGUCCGGUGGCACAGAUGAAGGAAGAUGGGGAGAUUGAGUGGGGAGAUGGUUCCAAGUCGCGAGUGAGCCAGGAUGGCGCACACAUAGUUCACUCCGAUGGCACGAAAGCAACUCUCAGCGACGAUGGGGUCAUUAUUGACACAGACGGUCAAGUUCUCAGGCUUAGAGAUGAUGGUUUGAUCACGUCCGACGGGUCCAUCGUAGAUGAGAACGGCGAGAUAAUUGCCGCCCCAUCUGGUGCGCUGCACUUUUACCGAGCGCUGACGGCGGAGCAACGCGCAGACGUUAUGCGUGAGCUUUUGGCUUUCACCCCACCUGGAACAUCGGGCAAGUUAUUGAUUGAACUGACCAUGACAGAAAUUCGGGAUCUGCUCGCGCCAAUGGGAUCAGAUUACGUAGCUAAGGCUCUCGUUGAAAUCGCUCGCUCUUCUCCGUUGAUAGCAGGUCGAUCUGCCUCGGUCCUUAGUCACACUGAAGCUGCGUCUGCGAUAAGCAUUUUGGUGAAUCCGGGCUCUAGCCAACGAUGCACCGAACCUUUCAUGGGCUCUUUCCUCGAGGCACUUACGCCACAAAUUCUACGAAACGUCCAGCCGCCCACGGCCGUCGGGGGCGCCCUUGCUGAGCACCUUUCACCGACAUCGGCCGCGCAAGUCCUGCACAAAAUGGAACCAAUGGAUGUCUCGCGUAUACUUGAAGGCAUGAGUCCAGCCGAGGUUUCGGAGGUGAUCGAAGCUAGUGUCGCCAUUCAGGAACAGACUGGAAAGAAGCUGAGUGAUACGCCAUUUACGGCAGCGCUAGUACCUUACGUAUCCGCUAUGGAAAACACUCAAGCAGCGGCCCUUUUGGAGAGUUUGCCAACUGAUAUGGCUGUCGGCAUCAUGAUGUGCACCCCCGACGAGCGCGCACAUGAAAUCAUGGAACAUACGCGCAGAAGAGACUUGAAGGACCGCGUGGCGAAUAAAUCUUUGAUCCAUUUGGACGCCUGUACAAUAAGCAAUAUUCGUGGGGCGAUCGUCGGGGAGCAGUCGUCGUUCAUUCUUGAGUCCCGGGAGCGAGGUGGAAAUAAGAUUCCUUUCGGAGGUGCGGCAUUGUCCGUUUCCACGAAGCUUGCCUCCGCGCCCGGCCCUGGUGUGGAGCUCGGCGCCGUAUAUGAUAGAGGAAAUGGCGAGUAUUUGGUGCAGUUUUCGAGCACGAUGGCUGGCGAAGUGGCAGUCAUUGUCGAGAGUUCCGGACAGUCUCGCUCUUGGAAGGUCAACGUCGAGGCGUCAGAUGUCGUAGUGGGAAAGUGCACGGUUGACAAACAGGGGUUGCAAAGUUGGACAGCCGGAAGUCCCGGAAAGUUGUUGUUAGUACUCCGAGAUCGCUUCGGUAAUUUCGCUCACUCUACCAAGAGUAUCCUUGAAUUCGAAUGUCGCGCGUCCGGACCCGGCGGAGUCAUCGUUGAACGCAACAUGCUGGACAAUGGAAAAAUCGAGUUCGUCUUGAACACUACCGUAACUGGUAUCUAUAAGGUCACAGUAGUAUGUCUUGAUACGAAGGAAAACUUGUCCGGUUGUCCGUUCGACGCAAGGAUGGGCACCGAUGUUCUUUCCCAAGCGGGCUGUACGGCUAUGUUGCAGUCAGUCACCAGCUUGACGAAGGGUCCUGGUGCAAAAGCUGCUGCUCACGGCGCGUGCGCCGCCAUGGCCGGAGAAGAAGUUACCUGUAUCGUGGAAGCUCGCGAUCGUUACGGCAACUCUUCGACGUUUGCAGGUGAGAACGUUUCUGUCUCUGCGUACGGGCCGGCUCACAUGCCCGCAGACAGACCUUUCGAGAUCUCCGACGUUCGCACCGGCCGAAUCGCGCUUAAAGCGAUCUUUCCUCGAUCAGGGAGCUACACCGUAGCGGUGACUGUCGACGGGAUUCCGAUAGCGACUUCCCCUCUCAUUUUGCACGUCUUCCCUGGAACUUGUGAAACCAGUCGUGCUAUUCUGCGCGGCGACGCCCUCAACGGGAUUGUUGCAAGCAAGAUCACGUCGCUUCUGGUACAAACAGAAGACAAGUAUGGGAAUCAUUGUCAUGUUGGCGGUGAUCGCGUGAAUCUGUCCAUGUCCGGUCCGAACGGACUCAAGAUCAACGCGUUGGAUGUCAAAGAUAACGAAGAUGGGACGUAUUCGUUCUCGUUUAUCAUCCCUCAGUCUGGUCGGUGGACAAUCCAAGCCGUAGUGAAUGGACGCAUCGCAAAGGAGAGUACGACAGAAGUCAUCGUGAUGUACGGUCCGUUACAUGCAGCUGCAUGCGUCUUGAAAAGCGGGCCGGGAAUGAAGCGGACCGAGACGUGUGGCUCUCAGCGUGACAUAUAUGUUCAGGCCCUAGAGUAUGACGCAAACGGUCGCGGUAUGAGCGGUCAAGAGGCUAUCGCGAUGCACUUAAUCACGCCAAGCGGCUCCACGCAUACACUGCCCGUGGUUUUCGCCGAGAGAGGGUCGCGAUACAAAGCGUCUCUUCGAUGGUGGGAAGUUGGCCGACACGAAAUUGUCGCCGCCAUCGGUGGCGAACCUGUGGUUGGCUCGCCCUUUGUCGUAGAAGUCGAGGCGCAAGAUGUCAGCCUGCCAAUGUGCAGGCUCUCUGGUCCGGGUCUCCAAGGUGCCAUUGCUGGUGAACGUGCCACGAUUUUGAUCGAAUCCAGAGAUGAGCGUGGUAACCGCUUGUUCAAUGGUGGCGCCCAAAUGGGCAUUGCCGUCCGCUCAGGGGGUGAAACCUUGCGUGGUAAAGUGCAGGACUGCGGUGAUGGCACCUACGAAGCGAGUUAUAUUGUAGAGCGCGCGGGGCCCUUCGAGCUUUCUCUCUUCUUGGGCACGGAAGCGGCAACGUAUAGAGCACUUUGCAAGCCCGGACGUGUCGAUUAUGCAAAGUGUCGCGUCGACGGUGUAACGAACGGUGCUUGGACCGCAGGAGAGCAACUUGUGCUCACAGUGACUCGUAUGGAUCGGUUUGGGAAUAGAAUUAGUCGACGAGAGGGACUUGCACCAUUCUAUGGCAAGGCAAUCGGCCCGGGUGACGUCACGUGUCAGUCUCUAGAGCUCGGCAACGGCACGGCGGAGAUGAAGUUCUAUGGUACUACAGCUGGGCUUUACCAGAUUGGUAUCUAUGUCGCCGACACGCCUAUGAUUCCUUACGCGAAUGAAGAGUCCGCGGCACUCAUGGAAAACUCUCAACUCAUGCUCGAGGAGUCCAAAUUGGAAAGUAAGAAGUCUGAAUCCAAAGUUACAUCAGGCAAACGAGAUGAUGUUCUCGCCGGCCCUAUCAUAUCCAGUGCAAAGAGUGACGCACCUGUUGCAGCGAUUGUAGUGGAUGAGGGCCAGCAUAACGAGGCGUCACAAAACGUAGCGUUACCGAAGAUGAUGGCAGUAAACGGUAUCGAGAUGGUACCGUUGCCCAACGGAUUGUUUGAGAUGAAUCUUGCACCCACGGUCGCGAUGCCUAACUGUUGCGAUCUGGAGGUCAUCGGGGGCACUCGCGCCGAUAAUGCUUGGGUGGCUCCUGCCGGUGACGAAGUCAUAGUGCGUGUGAUCGCAAAAGACAGGUACGGCAACGCAACUCAUUGGGAAGAAGGGCAAACAAUCACCGUGGAGGCGCUCGGUCCAGAGUUUUUGAGCUUCGUUCCGCACGGUACAACAAGUCUGCAGAAUGAGUUUGUUGCGAAAAUGAUACGUGCGGGAACGUUCGAGCUUAGAGUGCUCUGCGACGCGCUUCCAGUUUGCUGGAGACCGAUUCAAAUCAUUGCAGGUUUUACGUUCGCCCCUCGAUCAAUCCUCAGCAUGGACGGUUUGAAGGAUGUGAAGACUGGAAACAUAGUACGAUUGACGCUCCGCACAGUUGAUAUGUAUGCGAAUCUUCGUUUGAGCGGCGGGGAUACGAUUCAGCUGGCGCUCCAAGGUCCAAACAAGGCGUUCGCACGUCAAGUUAGUGUCACGGAUCACCAAGAUGGCACGUAUGCUCUUGAGUUCCAAGUCACCGCUGCUGGAAAAUGGGUGCUCAACACUCGCAUCAACAGCGUAUUGCAUGUUGAGGGUGGUAUUUCGUUCAAUGUUGCAUUCGGUACACUCACAGCCGAAGAAGCCGUCGUAACUUUCGAUCCUCCGAUUCCAAGCAACGGCACUGUCGAAUGCGGGCAGGGUAACAAUCUUCUGUUACAUGGAUUGGGAUGGGAAAGAAACAAUCGCGUCAUGACUGGUUUAGAGGCAGUGAGCGUGCGCCUGACGCAUCCAUCUGGCUCGCAAGAGGCCGUGCCGGUGACGCUCGCUAAGGACAACAAAAGCUACGCAGCCAAGAUUCGCUGGCUCCAUCCUGGAUCCCAUUCACUCACGAUCAUGUUAGAUGGCAUCCCCGUGCCGGGAACGCCUAUCCGCGUCGUUGCAGAGGGUAAACGAGUCGCAUUAAUUGCAUCAGCGUUGAUCGGUGAAGGUGCGACGCGUUGCGUCGCUGGGGAAGAAGCGCGUUUCAUGCUGUACGCUCGCGACUACAGUGGAAACCAAAUUAACAAGGGCGGAGCAGAUAUAUCAGUGAGCUGUCGAGUUCCGGGUGCAGAGCCGAUCUUAGGCUCUGUCAUUGACAACGGCGAUGGUUCGUUUGAAUGCUCCUACUCCACGACCGUCGCGGGAGAUGUCGAGUUGAUUCUAUCGCUGAAUGAUGGCAGUAUCCAGACGAAGCGCGUAGUCAAUAUUAAAUGCGAGGCGGCAGAAUGUGAGAUCAAUGAGUGUCGAGUCGAUGCUGCGAAGAUGAUGCUGUUGUGGCACGCUGGUGAGGCCGGCCUCAUCCGCAUCCAGCGCCGCGAUAAGUAUGGUAACCCAACGACGAAAUACACGAUUGGUGGUCUAAAUAGAUUUGCUGCCGAAGUCGUCGGUCCUGGCUGGGCUGACUGCGAAGCUUUGGAGCUUGGCGAUGGUUCGUGCGAACUCCGUCUCGUCGCGCAGUCAUCGGGUUCUUACGAUAUCUCGAUUAUCGCGCUGGCUAUUGAUGAAGAGACUAUGACGCCGCUAGAUGUUCCAUCGGUUGAGCUCACAUCUUUCUCCGCGCUCGUCACGAGCCAAGAGACGUCACCAUCAUCAUGUGUUGCUCGUAUGACGCUCAUCAACGACGGAAGAGAGAACACACUCGCCGAUAUUGACGCUGAUAUCACGCUGCCUUCGACCAUCAUGGCUGGUGAUGCAAUCGCCAUGCAUGUUCUUGCUCGCGAUUUCCAUGGUAAUCCAACAUCGUGGUUGGGGGGAGAACGAAUCGCGGUACACGCCCGUGGGCCGGUGGAAGUUCCGUUUACCCCCACUGACGUCGUGGGAUCUUUCAAAGCGACGAUAAUGGCGGCAGGCGCCUACUCAGUUGCUGCGUUCGUCAGCGAUUGCGCAUGCAGUGGCUGGCCAAGGUUGUUACAGGUUGUUGCGGGUCCGUGCAACCCUGAUAAGUGCACAAUCAGUGGUGAUGCCCUCGGACAGUGCUCUACAGCAACCCCGAUUUCUCUUCUUCUACAAGCGAUGGACGAGUAUGGCAACCCUCGAUCGCUCGGUGGCGAUUUUAUCGAGGCGAUUCUCGUCAACUACGAUGAAGGGACCGUGGUUACGAGCGUCAUUGAUAACAGCGACGGAACGUACACGAUUUCGUUUGAACUAGAUGCCCCGAUCCAACACAACUUGUGGAUCUCUGCGAAUGGUUUGCGUGAAAAGCAAAGCCGGUACAGCUUGAUGCCCAGUCUCGGGGCAUUGAGUGCCGCGGACUGUGUCAUCAGCGGUAUUGGUGGUCAACGGCUUGUUCUUGCUGAUAAAUCAACACUGUGUGUGCAGCCCGCAAAUCCCAGCCGUGUCAUGAGCGGCAAAGAAUCUGUCGUCAUUAGUGUACGUUUACCCAGUGAAAUCAGCUUCAACUUGCCACUAAAGUUUGAACCUGAUACUCGCCAUUUUACGUGUCCUCUUCUGUGGGUUGAAGUAGGUGAUCACCACGUCACUGUCACCUUGGCAGGAGAACCAGUGCCUGGAUGCCCUUUCAUGAUUCGCGUGCGCGAUCCAGACGAAGAGUUUGAAGAAAUCGAAGGAGAGGACACGACGAACGAUAUGGCCAUGAUUCCGGCAGACAACUCUUUUGGAUUCGUUUACACGAAUGAUAAAACCACUGCGGCCGUCUCACGCGCUGCGCUGCCGGAAACGUCAGAAAACGAUCCAGGUGACGAGGAAGAAGAGGACGUCUUCACCUUCGGAACUCCCCUCAACCCUCCACCACCACAGCAGGUCGAUUCCACGGUUGCUGUGAUCCGCAAGUUGGAACUCGAGGACGCGGGCGAUGCUCUGUCAGACAUGCGACCAGAGGUAGCUGCAGCUGUUCUGCAGCGCUUGAAUCCUUCGAAAGCCGCGUGUGCUGCAGCCAUGAUGUCUCCAAGCGAACUCCGCGCGGCGGUGACGUCAAUGAAGGAGGCGAGCGUGAUCAGUAUGAUUGUGGACGCCCCACCAGCUGCGCGGGCUUCUAUCAUUGAAGCGCUUCCACCCGAAGCCGCGGCACAGUUAAUGAAUAACAUGGACCCUCGUACCGCAUCGUUGUGUGUGAGUAAACUGAUUGAAACCUCUGUCGCCGCUGCGAUCAUGGCGAAAAUGAAGCCGUCGCACGCUGUGCAAGUGUUGCAGUUUAUCAUGCCGGAUUUGCAGAAGGAACUUUUUAUGGAGUUCGACACAUUGUCUCUUUGUGCGCUGAUUACUGCUGCGUACAAUCCCGAUGCUUCACCCAGCGUGAAGAAAGCUGUGCAAGUAAACAGCGACACCAUUAGCACCGUGUUCACCACGGUACCACCUGAGAUAUGCGCAAAGAUGGUCACCAACAUGCAGCAAGAUGCCCUUGGAUGCGAGCUUGUCGCUGGGGCGAUGUCGCGUGCAGCUAAGACGCAUCCGAGAGCGGUUGAAAAUGUGAUUGCGAUGACUCAGCUGACUGCCACAGAUGGAGGUGCCGCUAUUAAGGCAGCCGUGAUGCGACAACCGGGUGGUGAUGCACUUGCCAAAAAUGCCGAGUCAAGCAUUCUCAAGGGUGAAAUCGAAGUUCCCGCUCCCGUAGUCAAAGUUAAGGUACCAAAGCACAAGUGGGGUGGCACUGGACUCAAGCCAAGCAAAACUGCCUCGGAUCGUGCCGCGCGUUCACUUUCAGGAAUGGCUCCGAAAGUAUCCGCGCAAGCUCUUGCUGAUAUGCGCCCAGGUGCUGCAGGCGCUGUUAUGGCGGCAAUGGACUCCGAGCGUGUCUCAAGUAUUAUCGCCGUAAUGGACCGUGAUGUCAUGGCGAGCUCAAUCGCAAGUAUGGAAGCCGAAGAUGCUCUUCGAGUCGUUUCAGGUGUGAGUCCUAGCGCACGAAUGAUGGUGAUAGAGGCUCUUCCCGUGAGCGCCGCUGGAUCCUUGCUGAGCAUGUUACCUGUAGAAGACGCCGCAGAUGCUUUACGCUCCAUGGAGGCAAACGCAGCCUGUGAUGCUAUUUCGGUCAUUCCAUCAAAGAACGCCGCGAGCAUGCUUCUACAGCUUCCAGAUGAUUUGACUUCCACAUACUUGCUCGCGCUACCCCCAUCCACAGUGGCGCCAAUCUUGACGCAGUUGUGUGAGAGCGAAGAGGGUAUGCAGACUGCUUCGCGAUCUCUGCAAAUGUUGAGUGAGCAAAACGUUUCGAAGACAACGGUGCAUCUUGCAGGAGUAAUUGAACGCGAUCCAAGGAGCAGCGCGAGAAUCGCUGCUGAACUCUCCCCCGAAAUCCGUGCUGAGAUGUUUGGUUUGUUCAGUGCCAAGCAUGCCGGGAAACUUCUGCAGUACUCUGGACCGAAAGCUUCUGCAGCCAUGACAAGCGCCGCGAUUUCUGCCGGCACUAGCCCUGCCGUUGCCGCGAUGGCGUUUGAGUCUCUUGCACGUCUCGGUGUUUGGCCGCCAAGCGUCGACGUUCCUCGCUCUGGUGUCAAGGUACGAGGUCCGCUUGCAGACGUUUUGUUGGAGACAUUUGAAAUCGACACCGCAAACGGAGCUAAAAUUCUCACGGCGCUCGAUCCAGAGGUUAGUGCGUCAGCCGUCGGUGCAUUGAUGCCAGCGACGGCUGGAUCCCUGGUGAGCGCCAUGCCAGAUCCGAAAGCCGCAGCUCUACUUUUAGAAUCCAUGCCACCAGCGAAACGUGCGGCUAUGAUUAUGAAAAUGCGACCGCAACCAGCCGCUGAUACAGCCUCGAACAUGCCGACGGAAUCCGUUGCCGCCGUUAUGACGACGCUGUACGCAACCAUGGACCCCGCUACGAUAUCGAUUGCGAAUGACAUCAUCGUUCUCAUGGACCCCUUCAAAGCUGGAAGCGUCGUCGCUGCUCUGGACGACAAUCACGCAGUGAGAGUUAUGUCUGGAGUCCCACCUUUGGUAGCAGCAGCGAUGGUCUCUAGCGGAGGCUUGCCGAGCGAUAAAGCUGGAACAUACCUAGAUCGAGUCAAGUUGGAUCACGCGGAGCUCGUUCUCGCUGCGUUGCCACCAAGUCUCGCUGAUGAGGCCGUGCAGAAGGUAUCGAGUAAGGAGCUCAAGACGAAGACUGCAUCGCGGACCGUCGUCCAUUUGACGUCUUCGCUAGUCUCUGGCCCAGGAUGCGAAGAGUGCGUUGCCGGCCAGGAAACAAAGUUCAUCUUUGAAAGCACAAAUCCGGGUGGCGUGCGCAUUCACAAGGGCGGCGCAUCAAUGCAGUGCGCCAUUCAUCACUUGACGUUCAGAGAUGGGAAAGGGACUUCAAAUUUGGAGUUCAAACGUGACGUUGGCGCGCCGGUGCAAGUUCAGGACAUGAUGAAUGGAACUUACGAGUUUACCUACACUGUGGACAAGGCGGGUGAGUAUGAUGCCGUAAUAACUUCCGCCGGUCAGGAGCGUGUGGUGAAAAUCAAGUGCAAGCCGGCAGCGCUUGAUCCGUCGCGAUGCGAGGUCGAGCAACCCGUCGUUGAUGCCAUCUGGAAAGCGGGUGAAGUAUUUACUUUAAAGGUGCACUGCCGGGAUCAAUACGGCAACGAUGUGGUUCCACCUAAGCAUGGUGAUGCCGGCGUUGAUGUUGCGCUACUGGCAGAUGGAGAGGGUCCAAGCGUCGUGGAGGCCGAAGUCAUCAGCGAUCCGUCAGGCACUGGCGCUCUCGUUAAAUUCCGUGCAACUGAAGUUGGUAAAUACACACUUCGCGUGUUCGCCGCUGAUGUUUCAAGACAGUGGUGGGGUGGGGUUCAGCGCGAAUGCAUUACAGGCGCGCCGCUUUCUUUGGUUUUGUCACCCACAACAGUUGACCCCGCGCGCUCAAGCGUACAGCUUAGUGGUAUUCGCGAGCGUGGUGCAAAUAUGCUGCUUGGUUUGGCCGGACGACAAAUUGCGAUCGUUGUUUUUGCUCGAGACAGAUUCAACAAUGAAGCAGAGUUCGAACAUGAAAGAGUACGUGUUGAUGCCGUGGGUGUCGCAAACAUUGUGUUCAGUGUUGCGUCCAAAGAAUCAGGACAGAUGAUGUUCACUGGCGCUCUUCAAAGAGCGGGCACGUAUUCGCUGCGAGUUCUAGUCAGUGGCAAGCCUGUUCACGGCUUCCCGCGCAACUUACAAAUUGUUGCGGCACAAACAGACCCUCGAUUCUGUACCAUUCGAGGAGAUGCUCUGAGCAAUGUCAUCGCCGGUGAGGUCACUCACCUUUUGAUAAACGCUGCGGACAGGUAUCAGAACGUGUGCCUCGAGGGAGGAGAUCGUCUCACGGCUCGUCUUUUAGGUCCAGCUGGCUCGAUCGAUGCUGAUAUUUCGGACUUUGGUGACGGAACUUACCGCAUGGCAUUCGUCGUGCCACGAGCCGGGGAGUGGAAGGUUUACUUGGCAGUUAACGGCGUCGAGAACACAAAGUCCGCCACCUCUUUUAUCGCCAAGCAAGGUGGUCUUACGGCGAAGCAACUCAUGCUCGUCCCCGCCGACAAGCGCGACGAAUAUACUGCUGGUGAUGAGUCCGAGUUCUACAUCCAGGCUAUUGACUAUGAAAGUGGUGGUUUACACGUGAAUGGUAACGAGGCAAUCUGCUUGCGAUUAAUCGCACCUUCCGGCUUAGCCACGAUCGUCUCUUUGCGAUUGAGCAAGGACAAGGCACGUUACUCGGCGCAUAUCAUUUGGCCUGAGGUCGGCGCUCACUCACUCAUUGCGGCUCUGAAUGGUGAACCGAUUGUGGGUUCUCCACUAUCAGCCGUUGUCAAACCUGCACAAGUUCACGCUUCAAGUUGUAAAAUCACCGGCGUCGGCUCGACAAGAGCUGUGGCCGGGGAGCGAGCCUCGUUCACCAUUGAAGCACGCGAUGCUCGCGGUAACCGCAUGACGAGAGGCGGUGCAAUUUUGAACGCUGUCGUACAGACGGCACUCUCGCCGAACCCAGCCAAGGCGUCAAUAUUGGAUCAAGGCGACGGGACGUACGCAUGUAGCUAUACAAUCAGCAAGGCAGGUCCUUUCAGUAUCACUCUCACUGCGCAUCAUACCAGCACCACGCUCAGUGCAGUAUGCGCCCCGGGCGCCGUGGAUCCGGCGUUCUGCCGAAUCGAUGCUGGUGAGGUAAAGAGUCUUGAAGCGGGCCAAAGUGGAAAGAUAAGAGUUGUUCGCUCUGACCGGUUUGGAAACUUGAUACCAGCUACAUCCGAACUGACACCGUUCCGCGUUGAGGUCUCUGGUGUGGGUCCCGCAGAUGUUGAAACCGUGGAAGCAGGCGAUGGAUCGGCAGAGAUUCGUUUCGAAGCGCGUGCUGUCGGUCGUUACACUGUGUACAUCUGGAGUGGGUUCAAGCGUGAGCCCGUUCUUGGAUCGCCUUGUGAAGUGUUUGUCGCGCCUAGUCAGGCCGUGGCUUCUUCUUGUAAGGCGCAACUCGACGGCGCUCAGCUUGCAGCUCAAGGGGUGUACAACGCUCAAGCUGGUUCGAUCCUUACUGUUCACAUGAAACCUCAUGACAGGUUCGGUAAUCCGUCUGCUUGGAAGUCGUGGCAGACUCUCAACGUCCACGCGAGUGGCGCGGAAGAUAUUUACUUCACGGAAAUCGACGACGAUAGCACAACCUCAGCCCGUGGUGUGUUCCGAGCCAAGUUCUCGAAAGCUGGAGCGUACGUAGUUUGGAUCACCGUUGGUGGUCAAACGAUUGUUGGAUGGCCACGAGUCGUGCAAAUCAGCGCAGGAACAACGGAUGCGAAAGUUUCGAGCCUCCGACCCGAGUCUGACACCAUGGCGCUUGCCACAGAGCUCGUGCGCCAUGGUGGAAAUGACACGUCGCUCAUCGACGCUCUUGGUCGUCAAUCCGUCGAUGUGGACAAGCUACGCGGUGAGAUGGUCGCGUUGCGAGCUAAACUGGCAUCCUACGAGCGCUCCGCGCACGACGGGCGUCAACGUGGCGUGACGCAGACAUCGGCUUCCGUUCCUGCACCGGUGACCAUCGAGGAGGUCGAAAAGGCGAACGCAAAAACCAUCAAGCUCAACGUUGGUGAAACCGACUCCGAGAAUGAGACUGUGGGACUCGAAGAUGAUGAGUUUGGAUCGGCGCACGAAGAUGAGUUUGACGAAGACGAAGACGAGUUCAAGGAUCCCGAGCAAUUCGGCGUCAAGUGA
Molecule: messenger RNA, 15429 nt
Organism: Ostreococcus tauri
Lineage: Eukaryota; Viridiplantae; Chlorophyta; Mamiellophyceae; Mamiellales; Bathycoccaceae
Product: Immunoglobulin-like fold
Exons: 1
Coding region: 1-15429 (5142 amino acids)
Biological process (GO): actin cytoskeleton organization
Molecular function (GO): actin filament binding
Source: RefSeq, a predicted model, not a curated record